AGUGAGAGUUAGUCUGUUGCCUGAGGGCCACACAUAGCUUGCAGGUUUGCAGGAACGGAGUUUUUGGUUUGUGUUUCAGGGUAUUUUCCUCUGGUUAGAAAUUCAGAAGAAAUGAAGAUGUGCAAAAUUAUGCCUCCUUUUAUUCUUUUACUAUCGGGUUUAGUAUUCAUGAUUGCAGCCAGCGAGACUACGACCAUGGAGACGAACAACACGGGGGUAGUGAGCACGGAGACGGCCAUCACAAAGGCGGUGAGCACUGAGACGGCCAGCAUGGGGUUAGUGAGCAUGGAGACGGCCAUCACAAAGGCGGUGAGCACUGAGACGGCCAGCAUGGGGUUAGUGAGCAUGGAGACGGCCAUCACAAAGGCGGUGAGCACUGAGACGGCCAGCAUGGGGUUAGUGAGCAUGGAGACGGCCAUCACAAAGGCGGUGAGCACUGAGACGGCCAGCAUGGGGUUAGUGAGCAUGGAGACGGCCAUCACAAAGGCGGUGAGCACUGAGACGGCCAGCAUGGGGUUAGUGAGCAUGGAGACGGCCAUCACAAAGGCGGUGAGCACUGAGACGGCCAGCAUGGGGUUAGUGAGCAUGGAGACGGCCAUCACAAAGGCGGUGAGCACUGAGACGGCCAGCAUGGGGUUAGUGAGCAUGGAGACGGCCAUCACAAAGGCGGUGAGCACUGAGACGGCCAGCAUGGGGUUAGUGAGCAUGGAGACGGCCAUCACAAAGGCGGUGAGCACUGAGACGGCCAGCAUGGGGUUAGUGAGCAUGGAGACGGCCAUCACAAAGGCGGUGAGCACUGAGACGGCCAGCAUGGGGUUAGUGAGCAUGGAGACGGCCAUCACAAAGGCGGUGAGCACUGAGACGGCCAGCAUGGGGUUAGUGAGCAUGGAGACGGCCAUCACAAAGGCGGUGAGCACUGAGACGGCCAGCAUGGGGUUAGUGAGCAUGGAGACGGCCAUCACAAAGGCGGUGAGCACUGAGACGGCCAGCACAGAGGCAGUGAGCACUGAGAUGGACAGCACGGAGGCGGUGACCACUGAGGCGGCCAGCACAGCAGUAGUGAGCACGGAGACGGACAUCACAAAGGCUGUGAGCACGGAGGCAGCCAGCACGGAGGCGGCAAGCAUAGAGGCGGCCAGCACGGAGGCGAUGAGCACAGUGAUGGCCAGGAUGGUGAUGGCCAGCAUGAUGACAAGGAUAACAAUCCCAGAAAACACUACAGCAGAGCAGCCGUCCCAAAUAGUGCUAGGAGUCUCCAUUUUCUUUGGGAUCAUCAUUGUUGUAAUUCUCAUCUUCAUAUGUGUCUUUAUAUGGCGAAAGUCAAGAAGAAGCUCAGUUACCUUGGACCGUGCAGAAGUAACUAUUCCCUUAAAAUCCAUUGACACACAAGAAAGAACCAAGCUCAGGUAAAGAGAAGAAAUGAAAGCACUCUCACUUAAUAACCAUUUAAGAUGUCACAAAAGGAAUUAAUAGUGCUGAAUCUUCAGGGAAAUUAAGACAAAUUGAAGUUCAAAGAAAUCUAUUUAAACACAGAAAAUGGCACUCAGUUGUGUAAACCUCUUUUUAAAUGGAACAUUUAGUAUGCCCCCAAAUCGAGUCACAGUAAUAAGCAGAUAUUAAUUGGUACUGCCUGCUAAAGGUUGAAUCUCUCUAGUUCGGCACCCUCAGGAUCUGACUGGUUCUGAACCUAAUGGUACGGCUAGACUAUAAGAGUUUUUCCGGGAUAACAGAGGUAUCCCAGAAAAACCCUUCUACGCCCAAGGAUGCGUUUGCUCUUCUGUUUUGUUUUU
Messenger RNA from Pelodiscus sinensis (Chinese soft-shelled turtle), 1790 nucleotides. RefSeq lists its product as uncharacterized. The record is from RefSeq and is a predicted model, not a curated record. NCBI's taxonomy places the organism in Eukaryota, Metazoa, Chordata, Testudines, Trionychidae.